CAUCUAAUUCCUACUACAUGACUUGACCUGCUGGUCAAUCAUAUUUAUCGAUCCUUUACAUUUUCAAUUUUUUUUCCCCAGUGAAACAUAUUCUCGAUCUUUGCACGACAAUUUCCUCGCAAAUUUUUUUGCAGAGAAGACGUCAAGCAAGAGGGUAGUAUAUAUAACACACCUUGUUCAUUGUGGAUCAAUAACGAUCGGGCGGAACUAAGCCCGCCCCUGAACCUGAACAAAAGCCUAUCGUCGUACAAAGUCGUAAUACAUAUUAUCCGAGUGUGACGUGUCCAAUGGACGAUGACCUGUCGAAGAAACCUCAGCGGGAGCAGGACGGCGACAACGCGCUGCUCCCGUGCGUCAUCGCGGGCUUCCUCGUCGCCGGCCACGUCGCCGCGUGCACCUACCGCGCGGCGGCGGAACCGCGUGACCUCGCCUUCGUCGCCGCCGCGUACACCAUGCUCGCGCUGCUCCUCUACUGCGUCGGCAGGUUCGAGGCGCUCGCCGCCGACGGCUCCUCUCCGGCCGCCGCCGUGGCGAGGGAGCGGCUGAGGCUGCCCGUCUGGGCGCUCUCGACGGCGCUGACCGUCCUCUUCUCGUCGCGCGUCGCGCCGAUGAUGCCGCCGCCGCUGAACGCGCUCGUCGUGGCCAUGUCGGUGGUCGUCACCGUCGGUGGCUUCUGCUUGCUGUUCCUCGGCAAUGCAGGGGAAGACGACGACGACGAGGACGAGGCAGCUUCUGAUCAGGAUGAGGAAGUCUGAUUCAACCACAUUUUCGAACUGUCCUUUGUAAUUACAGGAAGAAACGAUCGAAUAAUCAAUAUCAACGUUUGACAACCGUGUGUGUAUAAGAAUCUGAACAACUAAUUAAGUUCGCGUUGCAGUAGCUGUUUGCUAGUAGUUUCUAUGUGUAAAUUUUUUUCUAGUUUAGGCGUGCAAGCACUUUGGUUACUGCGGUAGAAAGUUAUUUACAUAUGUAUAAAGGCUGUUUUCCCCCUCUGAAAUCAAACGAAAUUUUAUGGUA
This is a messenger RNA of Oryza sativa Japonica Group (Japanese rice), 1017 nucleotides long. RefSeq lists its product as uncharacterized. The record is from RefSeq and is a predicted model, not a curated record. Lineage: Eukaryota; Viridiplantae; Streptophyta; Magnoliopsida; Poales; Poaceae.